Lodderomyces margitis is the source of this 1185-nucleotide messenger RNA. RefSeq names its product palmitoyltransferase. The record is from RefSeq and is a predicted model, not a curated record. Gene Ontology annotation, biological process: protein targeting to membrane; peptidyl-L-cysteine S-palmitoylation. Gene Ontology annotation, molecular function: protein-cysteine S-palmitoyltransferase activity. Bases 1 to 1185 code for a protein of 394 amino acids. Gene Ontology annotation, cellular component: endoplasmic reticulum; Golgi apparatus. Lineage: Eukaryota; Fungi; Ascomycota; Pichiomycetes; Serinales; Debaryomycetaceae. The transcript has a single exon.
AUGACCACUGAUACAUUGUCACAAUUUCGAAGACUCAUAGUACCAUGUGGGAUUAUCUUGGGGUUAGCAUAUCUUAAUUUUGCAUUAAAUUACUCAUUAGGGUACCAAGAAGUUUUUGUUCACCAUUCACAGGGAGUUGCAAUAACACUAUGGUGCUUAUCGGGAUUUCUCCAAGUCUUGGUUUCCACAUACUGGUGUUUAAUACUAUACAUUGGACCUGGGAGAUCUCCACAAUUUCCACUUUUUGACAUCUACCUGGAAGGUAAACAAGAUCUUUUACCGUUGCCCGAUUUAUUCUUUUGUGAUGAGUAUGGAUUCCCAUUUUAUGACUCCAAAACUCAAUCCUUGCGUAUGGAGCGAUCGUUUUACUCCAAGUAUGUUGGAUACAACGUAUUGAAGUUUGAUCAUUUUUGUCUUUGGAUUGGAAGCAGCAUCGGAUUGACAAAUUAUUUAUACUUUAUGAAAUUCUGCAUCUGGUUCUUGAGCUUCUUCAUCAUCAUGUUGGUUUAUGUGAGUCGUUACACCAGACUGUCAAUUAAUCGGGGUGAAAUCAAUCACAAUUUCAUUUUGUUGUACAUUAUGAGUGGAUUUUGGAUAUUUUGCAUUAGUGCGCUAUUCAUUUCACAUGUUGUUUAUGUCUGCAGUAAUAUGACCACUUUGGAAGAUAUUUCAGCCAAGCAGAAAGCCAGGUACCAGCGAUGGAAAGAUCGGCAAAGAAAGGAGGAGGCAAAUGGUGGAGGAUUAAAUUGUUUAGCGCCAAAACAACCGAGGAAAGAGAAUGGGAAAAGAUAUGUAAGUGUUAAAAAGGACGACAUUAGGUUGGUGAUUGAGUUUGACGUUACUGAACGUCCUUUCAAUAUGGGGUGGAAAAAGAACUGGAUAAAUUUAGUGCUUAAUGGUAAUAGAACUCAGGGAAGGGGAGAGGAAUACUAUACAACUGCAAGGUUUAUGGAGGCAAUGGUUGUAUUUUUUGUACCUUUUGCUGAAAUCCCAUUUGAACUACAUCGAAAUAGGACACUUUUAGACUUGGAGAAAGAUCACAAAGGCAUCGAAAGAAAGAUUGUGGAAUUCAAUUUUUAUUCAAACGAAGUUAGCCCAGUGUUUUUAAAUAUGAUAGAAGAUAAGAUUGAACGGAAGGAAUGUUAUAUACCAAGUUACUUUGUGGCAAUGACUGCACUGAAGUGA